Molecule: messenger RNA, 759 nt
Organism: Cataglyphis hispanica
Lineage: Eukaryota; Metazoa; Arthropoda; Insecta; Hymenoptera; Formicidae
Product: radial spoke head 10 homolog B-like
Exons: 3
Coding region: 1-759 (252 amino acids)
Molecular function (GO): catalytic activity
Source: RefSeq, a predicted model, not a curated record
AUGGAAUAUGAGAUAAGAGAAUUGAACAUGAAAGCGCUGCAAGAAGAAAUUUUACGCAAAUGUAAAAAGAAAACAAAGUUUUUAGUUCCUCGUGAUGAAACAGAAGAUGAAGAACACAAAGCAGAAGAUUUGCAUGAAGAGAAAGAUAUAUUCUCAACAGAAACUGAUAAAAUUGUGGAGGAGGAAUUACCCUUUGAGGAUAUAUUGGCUGAGAAACGACGCGAAUAUACAACUAAAGAAGAGUUUAUUUAUUUAAUGUACAAUGACAUACUUCCGCUUCUCGUUACUAAAUGGGAUGGAUAUUUUUUGCGAAAAAAACUGUUCGCGAAGAAAUUGGACAAGACUGAUGCUGAAGCUAUUGAAGAAAACAGAAAGAUGGGUGACAACAUAAGCGAUGAUUCAUUCAAGAAAGAGGAAAAAGAAAAAAAGAAAAUAUCCAUUCCGUCCUGGAAACUUUCAUUACCGGAUGAAUUUGCCGAUAUAAAAUUCUAUAACAAAAAUUCUUAUUGCGGUCGCAUCAGCAGAAAAAUGAUGGAAGGCGAAGGGACAUACAGAUGGCACAAUGGUAUCCACUAUAAGGGUCAGUUUGAGCAUAAUAAGAUUCAAGGGAGAGGUUUCUUGGAGUGGAAUAACAAUUGUUGGUACGAGGGUGACUUUACGGACGGUUUUCGACACGGUAAAGGUCUCAUGGUGGACAGAGAAAAUAAUCAUAUGUACAUUGGCCGAUGGCACAUGGGCCAUAGGCACGGAAGAAAAUAA